AAAUCUCUCUGCGGCCUCUAUCUCUUGCAUGUUUAGUUGAACUAGGCAGUUAGUUAAGAAAGCGAGCCACGAAAGAUGAUAAGUUCAUUAGAUUUCUACCAUGUCAUGACAGCAAUGGUUCCACUGUAUGUGGCCAUGUUACUGGCGUAUGGUUCAGUGAAGUGGUGGAAGAUUUUCACCCCGGACCAGUGCUCUGGAAUCAACCGAUUUGUGGCUCUCUUUGCUGUCCCUCUACUGUCAUUCCACUUCAUAGCAGAGAAUGAUCCCUACACUAUGAACCUGAGGUUCAUUGCAGCCGAUACCCUCCAGAAGCUCAUUGUUCUCGGGGGUCUUGCUGUGUGGGCCAAUUUCAGCAAGAGGGGCAGUCUGGAGUGGUCCAUCACCCUGUUUUCCUUGUCCACUUUGCCCAAUACCCUUGUGAUGGGCAUCCCUCUGCUGAAGGGGAUGUAUGGGGAUUUCUCUGGGGGGCUUAUGGUCCAGAUUGUGGUGCUCCAGUGCAUCAUCUGGUACACUCUGAUGCUCUUCUUGUUUGAGCUCAGGGGCGCCAGGAUGCUGAUUUCGGAGCAGUUCCCCGACACGGCAGCCUCCAUUGUCUCAAUCCGUGUGGACUCAGACAUCGUGUCGUUGGACGGAAGGCAGGGGCUGCUGGAGACAUCGGCGGAGGUGAAAGAGGACGGGAAGCUGCACGUCACGGUGAGGAGGUCGAGCGCCUCGAGGUCGGACAUCUUCUCGAGAAUGUCUCACGGGGGCGGCAUUGUUACCCCGAGGGCGUCAAACCUCACCAAUGCCGAAAUCUAUUCCCUGCAAUCGUCGAGGAACCCGACCCCCAGGGGGUCCAGCUUCAACCACGUCGACUUCUUCUCCAUGGCCGCUGCUAGAAAUUCCAAUUUCAGUGCUAGGGACGACGUGGUUGGGCCAACCCCCCGGCCUUCUAACCACGAAGACGAGAGUACUAAAGCUAGAUCUCAUCAUCAUUUCUACCCGGCUCCAAACCCUGGCAUGUUUUCGCCUUCAAACAAAGGGGCCAAUAAUCAAGUCAUCGCCAAGAAACCCAAUAAUCAUGCACCGCUAAAGGGUGGGGAAGAGGGCGGGAAAGAACUUCACAUGUUCGUUUGGAGCUCGAGUGGGUCCCCCGUUUCUGAUGUCUUUGGAGGCCGUAACAACCAUGCAAUCAUUCCUCUAGACCAGCCUGCUAAUAAGGAAGUCAGAGUCCACAUUCCCCCAGCCAAAGAAUUUGAAGGUAGCAAGAAGAUUGAAGGUAUUGAUUACAAGGAGAUGAUGAAAAAUAAAGAUGUAGAAAUGAACAACAAUGACAGAAUUGUUGGAGGUGGGAAAGUCGUGGAAGAGAGGAAAGUGAAGGGCAGCCCUCCAACAAGUGUGAUGACAAGGCUUAUACUAAUCAUGGUUUGGAGAAAACUUAUAAGAAACCCAAACACUUACUCCAGCUUGCUCGGCCUUACUUGGUCCCUCCUCUCAUUCAAAUGGAAUGUAGAGAUGCCUGCAAUAAUUGCAAAGUCCAUUUCUAUUCUUUCAGAUGCUGGUCUUGGCAUGGCUAUGUUCAGCCUGGGUCUGUUCAUGGCAUUACAACCAAAGAUCAUAGCAUGUGGGAACUCGGUGGCGACUUUCGCUAUGGGCGUUAGAUUCCUCACUGGCCCAGCUGUGAUGGCUGCCGCCUCCAUCGCUGUCGGCCUCCGAGGCGUUCUCUUACACGUUGCCAUUGUCCAGGCUGCUCUGCCUCAAGGAAUUGUCCCCUUUGUCUUCGCCAAGGAAUAUGGCGUGCACCCUGACAUUCUUAGCACUGCAGUCAUAUUUGGGAUGCUAAUUGCCUUACCAAUAACGCUGGUCUACUACAUUUUGCUGGGAUUAUGAACAUAUAUGGGACUGUCUGCUUCAAAUUUAAUACUUCGACCUAACUGCGAGCGCAAAAAAGGAGGGAACGAGGG
Cuscuta campestris is the source of this 1943-nucleotide messenger RNA. Lineage: Eukaryota; Viridiplantae; Streptophyta; Magnoliopsida; Solanales; Convolvulaceae. The record is from the annotation of a GenBank genome assembly.